AUGUCUUGCACAGCUAUCAGACUACGUCAAUUUAUAGAUCCUACACCCUACCUCCCUCCAGGCACUGUUGUUCGUCAAGGAAAGGACAUUCAAGGGUUCUAUCCUGGGCAACUAGGAAGGGUACAUAAGGCAUGCAUGCCUGAAAUAACUCCAAGACUUUUCAUAAAACUGCACCCAGCUCCAGUGCAGCAUGAAGUUGAAACUGAGUACCCACAUGACUUUGAUAAUUUAACUCUUCAGAGCUAUGUCCCUUUUCAAAGGACAGUGAAAAAGGCAAUGAAUGACUGGUACAAGCAAACCACCUACAAAGAGGAAUUUGCACUGCCAUUUUACAACAUGGACCACGAUGAGGAUAAAUACACACCAAGAACUGAUCCUGGACCACUGACAAUCUGGAGAUUUGCUGAUCCAAAAAAUAUAACCUGCCCUUGCUUGUGAGAGAAGUAUUUCAGCUGAGCUUUAAGAAAAUAAAAGCAACCCAUUGAAGUUAAUCCCGUUUGAGACUUUCAGAAGUCUGCUUCUGUUAAGCUAUACUGUAUCAUUUUACAGUGUAGUUUGUGUUGGUGAUGCUACUUGAAAACUUUAAUCAAGUUUUAUCUGUGAAUAUGAAUAUAUGGAUUACUUUGCACAAUGGAGUCAACAGUUGGGAACGGAGACACUUAAUUCCCAGUGCAUGUUCUUGUUAGCUGUGCAUUUUGGGAAUAUAGUAAUCUUAUUUAGUUUAUCCUUGGGGAGAACAAUUGGAGAGACCACUCCUCAGCACUAUAGGGCACACUUACCCCAUUUUCCUAUGAAGCAGCUCAAGGAAGGGUGCCAAAACUGCAGGAAAAUAGAAGUGAACAUGGGAGAUCUUUCUCUAAAACAUCCCCUCAAUAGGGGCUUUAGCAGCUGAGUUUGCUGGAGAGAAGGCCUUCAAAUCCCCAUGUUGCUUAGUCCAGCAGCAAUCAGGGCUUUCUAGAUGGAAGGCUGCUCAAUACAGCUCCACUGCAACCUUCUCUCUGGCAGCAUUGAUCUGAAUGCAUGAAAGGAGCUAGGCACUUAAGUGUCAAUUUUGGGAACAUGGAAAUGCACAAGACUCCCGCUGAAACUCUCUAGGUACCUAAACUCACUCGGCUCUUAAAAAAAACAAACAAAAAAAAAACCCCAAACUUUUUUUGGGAGUAAGAAGUCUCUAGGCAAGUAUCUUUCUGCCUCUGGGUAUGUACACGGCUGUGUCCCCGUGUGGUGUCAGUUGCCUCCUCUUGUGAAAUCAGCUGCAAUAACGUUUACUGUCUUCAAAAGGAUUUUAAAUCUCAAAGUUCUUCCCCUUCCCCAAAAUGAAAUUUGCUUAGACUAAAAACAAGUGUUUCAACUCCCACUAUUAACUUUUAUGGGAUGAUUUAAUUCAAUGUGCAGAGUUAAAGUCUGGGUAAAGACUUCAUUCCUCCACACUGCAAAAAUACUGGUAUGGCAGUGACAUUUAUAGCAGUUUAAGGAGGCAAGACUUUUUGCUUCUCAAGCUGAGAAAACAAAGAGGCCAUAGUGCAGUCUCUUUAUCGUGAAAGUGCAACUUACAAAUGUAGAUUACG
Messenger RNA from Chelonoidis abingdonii (Abingdon island giant tortoise), 1568 nucleotides. RefSeq names its product sperm microtubule inner protein 3 (gene SPMIP3). NCBI's taxonomy places the organism in Eukaryota, Metazoa, Chordata, Testudines, Testudinidae. The record is from RefSeq and is a predicted model, not a curated record.